This is a messenger RNA of Jaculus jaculus (lesser Egyptian jerboa), 2072 nucleotides long. RefSeq names its product Rab interacting lysosomal protein like 1 (gene Rilpl1). Bases 20 to 1231 code for a protein of 403 amino acids. The record is from RefSeq and is a predicted model, not a curated record. Gene Ontology annotation, cellular component: ciliary basal body; cytoplasm. Gene Ontology annotation, biological process: cilium assembly. Lineage: Eukaryota; Metazoa; Chordata; Mammalia; Rodentia; Dipodidae. Gene Ontology annotation, molecular function: protein dimerization activity. The transcript has 7 exons.
GGGAGGCCGGGCGCCGGCCAUGGAGGAGGAGCGGGGGUCGGCGCUGGCUGCCGAGUCGGCGCUGGAGAAGAACGUGGCCGAGCUGACCGUCAUGGACGUGUACGACAUCGCGUCGCUCGUGGGCCACGAGUUCGAGCGAGUCAUCGACCAGCACGGCUGUGAGGCCAUCGCGCGGCUUAUGCCCAAGGUCGUGAGGGUCUUGGAGAUCCUGGAGGUGCUGGUCAGCCGUCAUCACGUCGCGCCCGAGCUGGACGAGCUGCGUCUGGAGCUGGACCGGCUGCGCGUGGAGAGGAUGGACCGCAUCGAGAAGGAGCGCAAGCACCAGAAGGAGCUGGAGCUGGUGGAGGAUGUGUGGCGCGGGGAGGCACAGGACCUCCUGUCGCAGAUAGCGCAGCUGCAGGAAGAGAACAAGCAGCUCAUGACCAACCUCAACCACAAGGAUGUCAGCUUCUCCGAGGAGGAAUUCCAGAAGCAGGAAGGUAUGUCAGAGCGGGAGCGGCAGGUGAUGAAGAAGCUGAAGGAAGUGGUGGACAAACAGCGUGAUGAGAUCCGCGCCAAGGACCGGGAGCUCGGCCUGAAGAAUGAGGACGUUGAGGCUUUACAGCAGCAACAGACCCGGCUCAUGAAGAUCAACCACGACCUUCGGCACAGGGUGGCAGUGGUGGAGGCCCAGGGGAAGGCUCUGAUUGAACAGAAGGUGGAGCUGGAGGCAGAUCUGCAGACAAAGGAGCAGGAGAUGGGCAGCCUGCGGGCAGAGCUUGGGAAGCUUCGAGAGAGGCUACAAGGGGAGCCCAGCCAGAAUGGGGAGGAGGAGCCAGAGAUGCAGCCGGGGGGUGAAGAGUGCAUCUCAGAUGCCGAGAAGGCGGCCAUGGACCUCAAGGACCCCAACCGCCCCCGCUUCACGCUGCAGGAGUUGCGAGAUGUCCUCCACGAGAGGAAUGAGCUCAAGUCCAAGGUGUUCCUGCUGCAGGAGGAGCUGGCCUACUACAAAAGUGAAGAAAUAGAAGAGGAAAAUCGAAUACCUCCACCUCCGCCCAUUGCACACCCAAGAAUGUCCCCCCAGCCAGAGUCUGGGAUCAAGCGACUGUUUAGCUUUUUCUCCCGAGACAAGAGGCGCCUGGCCAACUCCCAGAGAACGACGCACAUGCACGAGUCCUUUGGCCAGUGGGCAAGCACCCACCGUGAUGACGGGUACACAGAACAAGGACAGGAAGCCCUGCAGCAUCUGUGACCUUAGCUCCUCCCCUGGUGGGCCUGGACUGUCCCCAGCCUGAGCUGGAUCAUUGCUCACACCUCUUUGUGCGAUUGCACCCUCAAAUCCAACCCUUCAAACAAACUGCUUUGAGGAUGGACAAUGAAAAACUGAUGCCAAAUUUUAGGAAAAAAAAGUUUAUUUAUAUCCAGGGCUAUCACUGUUUAUAUUAAAUGCCUCUGACCCCUUAGGAUAUAUAUUUAAUAAUCCCACAAACUGAGGUCAGAUUUUUCUCGUUAACUUUAGUAAUAAGCUGCUUAAGCCAAAUACAACACUCACCGCUAUAAUUGCUGUUUGAUUUCUUUGUAUAAAGUUCUAUGUGUUGCUGGGCGUGGUGGCGCACACCUUUAAUCCCAGCACUGGGGGGAGGGACAGAGGUAGGAGGAUCGCCAUGAGUUCAAGGCCACCCCGAGAAUAUAUAGUGAAUUCCAGGUCAGCCUGGGCUAUAGUGAGACCCUACCUUUAAAAAAAAAAAUUUGUAUGUAGAGGUUUUAUUAUCACCUUUGUCAUGCUUCAGUGGGACCCAAGUGAAAAGUAGCUUUGUGUUAUCAUGAGCGUUCUGUGGAGGAAGCAGCUUGCCUAGGAUGUAUGGAUCAGACAGAUGGAGCCUCUGGCCACAGAAUGAGCUGCCCAGAGUGGAUACAGAACAACAGCAUCUUACCAGUCCUCCCAGCCACAGACUGGACAACCUUGCAGGAGCCACUCACUGUUCCUGAUAAGGGCCGGAGGCUUGUGCAGCCCUGUGUGGAGGCAGUGUGCCUUGGAAUCUGCUGUGAGUUACCAAGUACUAACCAAACAAAGUCACUUCAGAUGACAUGUU